GACAUGCUGCUGGACCAGAUCGUCUGUGGGGUUAGAGACCUGAGACUCCAAAGACGUUUGCUGGCAAAAAAGGACUUGAAUCUGGCCCUAGCCAUGGAGGAAGCCCUGGCUGCUGAGCUCUCUGCCCAGUCAGCAGCCGAGAUUCAGGGCACCCCAUUAAAGCCCAGCAGUCCAACCGUCCAUUCUGAAGAAACAAACAGCUUCACCCCCAAACAACCGCCCUUGUGCCUAACCUGCGGAGGCUCCCACUCUAGGGCAUCCUGCAGGUUUAGAAACGCCAUCUGCCUGAACUGCCAAAAGAAGGGUCACCUCGCUAGAGUAUGCCAAGCAGGGCGCUCCUUGCCUCAAAGACCUCCACCACCUUCUAUUUCCCAAAGGCAAGUGGAGGACUGCUAUACCUGCUACCACGCUAACCAUACUUCCCAAACCCCUGAUAAAAUUAAAAUUUCUGUUUUCCUAGAAGGUAAACCCUGCAGGAUGGAGGUAGACACGGGAUCUGCGCUCUCAAUCCUAUUGUGGGGUACAAGAGUAGUCAUCCCAGCCACCCUUCGAGUACCCAUCCUGAAGGUGCUUCACGAGGGCCAUCCGGGCAUCGUAAGGAUGAAGGCGUUGGCCCGCAGCUACGUUUGGUGGCCCGGCAUGGAUGCUCAAAUCGCCAACUGGGUAAGCUCUUGCCAACCUUGCCAAGAAACCAGGGCUGCCCCGCCAGCCGCCACACCCACCAGGUGGGAAAGUGCUAGUGCCCCUUGGUCCCGCCUGCACAUCGACCUGGCUGGACCAGUGCAUGGCAAGACUUUCUUGGUGGUCGUGGAUUCCUACUCCAAGUGGAUUGACGUGGCCUUGCUUCCCUCGACCACCACCCAAGCCGUAGUCAAAGCCCUGACCCGUUUAUUUGUCACCCAUGGACUUCCAGACACGCUGGUGUCUGACAAUGGCCCGCAGUUCACAUCAUGUGAGUUCAACUGGCACUCUAAACUGUCUCGUUUCCUGCUCAGCCAACAUACGACGCCUUGCACCGCUACUAACAAAUCUCCCGCCGAACUUUUAAUGGGGAGACGCCUUAGAACCACCCUGGACAGGCUACACCCCCACUACUGCCCAGACACCCCUUUAGGGUCUGACAGUCUGGUCAGAGACUUUGCCUUGCAGGACCUGGUGUACGCCAGGAACUAUGCAGGGGAUCCUUUGUGGGUACCAGGUCAAAUCGUGUCAGUCACAGGUCCAAGAUCCUACAGGGUCCUCCUGGAAGAUGGACGCUUGUGGCAAAGGCACGUGGACCAACUCAGA
This is a messenger RNA of Pseudonaja textilis, 1287 nucleotides long. The record is from RefSeq and is a predicted model, not a curated record. NCBI's taxonomy places the organism in Eukaryota, Metazoa, Chordata, Lepidosauria, Squamata, Elapidae.